Molecule: messenger RNA, 2424 nt
Organism: Nerophis lumbriciformis (worm pipefish)
Lineage: Eukaryota; Metazoa; Chordata; Actinopteri; Syngnathiformes; Syngnathidae
Source: RefSeq, a predicted model, not a curated record
AUGAUGACUGGAAGCACCGACGGCAAAAUAAUGGUCAGGAGAUGGCUAGUGACGUUCAAGCCGUUCAGGAUAUUCGUGGUGGGAAUAGGCUUCUUCAGCCUGUGCUUUCUAAUGACUUCUCUUGGGGGGCAAUUCUCAGCCAAGAGACUGGGGGACUCCCCUUUCACCAUCCGUACAGAAGUGCUGGGAGGUGUGGAGUCGCGUGGUGUACUGAGGAAGAUCAGUGACAUGCUGGAGGUGAUUCUGAAGCGAAUGGACAGCCUUGCCAAGUUGGACAACGCCACAGCUGCCGAUACAAGACGACUGGAUGAGCUUAGCUCUUCAAUCAACAAGUUUCAACCAGCCAGCCUGAUGGAUAUGAUCCAGACUAUUGCCCAGAAUGUCUCCAACAUUGCAGUCAGAGUGGAGCAGAUACUGCAAACCAGCAUCAUGCAAGGCAAAGCAGGACGAGAUGGGACGUCAAGCCAGUGUGAAGUCCCCAAAGACCCAAGAUAUCCAGAGUGUCCUGGUAAAGUAGAUUGGAUGCGAGCACGCUGGACCUCUGACCCUUGCUACGCUUUCUAUGGCGUUGAUGGCUCCGACUGCUCCUUCCUGGUCUACUUGAGUGAAGUGGAGUGGUUCUGCCCCCCGCUGGCCUGGAGGAAUCACAGCAGUCAGCCAAACCUCCAAAAUGUCCACCAUAUUCAGCAGCCUAAGGGGACCAAGAGAACCGCUGCCUUCCGUACAGAUCUGUCUAUGUUACUCGACCAGAUUGGCGCAGGAAAGGAGUCUUUGAGCUUCAUGAAGCGUAGAAUCCGUCGUCUCGCACCGCAGUGGGCGACAGCUGCAUACCGCCUUGACGCUAAGCUACAACAUCGGUGGAGGGACCAGAAAAAGAUCCUAAUCCACGUUGGGUUCCUAACAGAGGAGUCUGGCGAUGUUUUCAGCCCCAAGGUGCUUAAGGGAGGUCCUCUCGGAGAGAUGGUCCAGUGGGCUGAUAUUCUUACCACACUCCACGUAUUGGGACACAACCUCAAGAUCUCCAUGUCUGUCAAGGAGCUUCAGAGCUUCCUGGGUGUGCCCCCCGGCCGAGGCAGUUGCCCACUGACUGGCCCGCUGCCUUUUGACCUCCUCUAUACGGACUACCAUGGCCUGCAGCAGAUGAAGCAGCACAUGGGGCUCUCGCUCAAGCGACACAAAUGUCACAUCCGAGUGAUUGACACUUUUGGGACGGAGCCAGCUUACAACCACGAGGAGUACGCCACUUUGCACGGCUACCGUACCAACUGGGGCUAUUGGAACCUGAACGCCAGGCAGUACAUGACCAUGUUCCCUCACACGCCAGACAACUCCUUCAUGGGAUUCGUGUCAGAGGAGCUGAAUGACACGGAGAAGAGGAGCAUCCAGCAGAGCAAAGUCAACAGCAUGGCAGUAGUGUAUGGGAAGGAAGCCAGCAUGUGGAAGGGCAAAGAAGGUUUCCUUCAGAUCCUUCACAAGUACAUGGAGGUCCACGGCACAGUGUACUACGAGACCCAGAGACCUCCAGAGGUCCCGGCCUUUGUCAAGAACCACGGCCUGCUGCCCCAGCACGAGCUGCAGCAACUGCUGCGCAAAGCAAAGCUCUUCAUCGGCUUUGGUUUUCCCUACGAAGGCCCCGCCCCCCUGGAAGCCAUAGCCAAUGGCUGCGUCUUCUUGCAACCAAAGUUUAAACCGCCUCAUAGCUCGCUCAAUCACGAAUUCUUUAAAGGCAAGCCCACGUCAAGGGAAGUGUCGUCCCAGCAUCCGUAUGCGGAGCAAUACAUCGGACGUCCUCACGUCAUGACGGUGGACUACAACAACUCUGUGGAGUUUGAAGCUGCUAUCAGAGAAAUUAUGAGGACCAAGGUCGUACCGUACCUACCUUAUGAGUACACUUGUGAGGGCAUGCUGGAGCGAGUGCACGCCUACAUACAGCAACAGGACUUCUGUGCCCCCGAGCCACCGUUUGUCGCCGCCAACGUGUCCAAACAAGGCUCCGCUGGCACUGGCGGCCUAACGAGGCCUCUCUUUACACCCCUGCCUAACUCCACAGCUCUGGGCUGGGCGCCCGACGCGACCUAUGCCCCAAGCGCCUGGCCUCCGCUCAGCUCACUGAGACUGCUUGUGUCUCAAGAAGGCGAGUCGUGUGUGGGGGCGUGCCGGAGCCACGGCUUCAUCUGUGAACCGGCUCACUUUCGCUUCAUAAACAACAAGGAGGCUCUGCGCAGGUUGGAGGUGCAGUGCGAAGUUCUGGAUUCGGAGAUGAACCACAUCCUCCCGGCCUUCUCUGUGUUACGGCGCGAGUGCGGCCUCCAGCGGGAGCCGCUGCUCUUCAGCUGUGCCGGCCAGUCGCCCAAGUACAGACGUUUAUGCCCCUGCAGAGACUUCCGGCGUGGCCAGGUGGCGCUGUGCAGGGACUGUCUCUGA